AUGUCUAACCCAUCCUCUCGAUUGACCAACAGGGCCGACGUCGACGAUGAAGGUCCCAUCCUGUACAAGGAGGAAACAACCAAGACAACCACUUUCGAUGCCCAGGGAAAUGUCCUCGAUACCCAUGUCGAGCACAAUCCUCGCCCUGACGAAACCCACAUUCGCGACACCUCGCAACGCGCACACGGAUAUACGUCCAGUCAGGACAUUGGUGGACUGAGUUCGUAUGAUUCGGGAGACACAUCCUACACCAAUCGUGGAAGGAUGGCUUCGGACCAAUAUGGUCGCACCGGAGCUACCAACUAUCAGUCUGACAUUGGGUCCUCCCAGGCGGGACAUGGCGCCGGAGCCGGACGCGAGAAUAUCUCAUUCCGAGAUAAAGUGACCAGUCAAGCUGAGAAGACUGCUGGCAAGAUGACUUCCGACCCGAACAUGUUCAACCGGGGAGAAGCGAGGGCUGCAGGAAAAUUCAGUGAAGGUGCGCGUAGGCUGUAA
This is a messenger RNA of Coprinopsis cinerea okayama7#130, 495 nucleotides long. RefSeq lists its product as hypothetical. Bases 1 to 495 code for a protein of 164 amino acids. The record is from RefSeq and is a predicted model, not a curated record. The transcript has 4 exons. Lineage: Eukaryota; Fungi; Basidiomycota; Agaricomycetes; Agaricales; Psathyrellaceae.